GAGCCAUGGGCGCGCAGGAGCUCGACCCGUACCGGGACACGUGGCUGCGCUACCUGGGCUACGCCAACGAGGUGGGCGAGUCGUUCCGCGCCGUGGUGCCCGCGGCGCUCGUGUGGGCCAGCUACGGCGUGGCCACGGCCUACGUGGCGGCGGACGCCGUGCACAAGGGCGGCAAGGCGGCGGCGGUGAGCAGCCCUCGCGCUGACCGGCCGGCGCGGGUCGGCGCGGCCGUGGUGGACACGUUCGUGUGGCAGGGCCUCGCCUCCGUGGCCAUCCCCGGCUUCACCAUCAACCGCCUGUGCGCCGCCUCGCUSUACGCGCUGGGCGCGCUGACGCGCUGGCCGCUGCCCGCGCGCAAGUGGCUCACCACGGCGCUGGGGCUCUCCRCCAUCCCCUUCAUCGUCAAGCCCAUCGACAGGUCUGUGGAUUUCCUCAUGGACUCCAGCAUCCGCAAGCUCUACAGCACAGAGGGAGAACCUCGCUCCUCGAGCUGAGCUGCCCUGGCUGCUGCCAGCCCCUGGAGCUGCUCCUUCCUCCCAGUGCAUCACCCCCGCACCAGCAGCCUCAGCUUGGCGAGGAGAGCCCCGCCGGGCCGGCAGCACUGGGGGCUCCCGGCAGAGCCCAACCCUCCCGGCCCCAGGACUGGUAGGAAACCCAGGUCCUUCCAUGACUGAGGCUGCCCAAAUCCGUUCACUGUGAAGCCAUGCUCAGGUCACAGCCCCCGGGCAGCCCCGGCCACGGGGUCUGCUCUGCCAGCACCCAUCAACUCUCC
Messenger RNA from Nothoprocta perdicaria, 772 nucleotides. It is a transcript of the gene MTFP1, whose product is annotated as mitochondrial fission process 1. The coding region runs from base 6 to 494 and encodes 162 amino acids. Lineage: Eukaryota; Metazoa; Chordata; Aves; Tinamiformes; Tinamidae. Gene Ontology annotation, cellular component: mitochondrion. The record is from RefSeq and is a predicted model, not a curated record. The transcript has 4 exons. Gene Ontology annotation, biological process: mitochondrial fission.